GUAAAUUUCACAAAGACAAGUCAUAGCAUCACAUUGUACACAGAGGAGAGAGAAGAAAGAGGAACAAGGACCCAAGAUGCCACUAUAUGAAAUGUUUUGUAUCGCCGUUCAUAAUCAAAGAUCUCCCACCAACUUGAGACAACUCGUCGAUACGCUUACCAACACCGUUCAUAGGUCAGGAGGAGUGGUACGGAAAAUACAAAAUUUAGGACUUGGUUUGACUUUACCGGAAAGGAUGAGAGCCCAUCAACAAUAUCAUACUCAUGGAGAUCAUUUUGCUUUACAUUUCGACGUUUCACCUCUAGUGCUCCGGACGAUAAAUGAAACUAUGAGACGAGAUCCUAUGGUCAUCCGAUGGACAAUAUUGAAGAAAGGCGAGAAAGUGGCCGAUUUGGGUGUACUCAACGAAACGAGCAUACGUAGUGUUCCUGUGCCGAGAGACGAGUUGGUAUACCAAGCUCCAUUUCGGUAUAGAAGAUCAUGAUGAAUUAUUAUCUUUG
Messenger RNA from Tremella mesenterica DSM 1558, 500 nucleotides. RefSeq lists its product as uncharacterized. NCBI's taxonomy places the organism in Eukaryota, Fungi, Basidiomycota, Tremellomycetes, Tremellales, Tremellaceae. Gene Ontology annotation, biological process: translation. Gene Ontology annotation, molecular function: structural constituent of ribosome; small ribosomal subunit rRNA binding. Bases 77 to 484 code for a protein of 135 amino acids. The transcript is spliced from 5 exons. The record is from RefSeq and is a predicted model, not a curated record. Gene Ontology annotation, cellular component: mitochondrial small ribosomal subunit; ribosome.